GUCAUGCUCCGCCAGGCCACUCGCUCCCUCGUCCCCGUCCUCCGCGCAAACGCACGCAGGGCGAUUCCGCGGAGACAUGCAGUAUGUCUCGCGAGGACACAUGCGACCAUCUCCACCUCGGAACAGGCCACCAAUGCCACAAACCGGGCCGAGGUCACUCUGAAGCGGUUCUGGAAGUCGGUCGGAAUUGACAAGCAGCAAGGGGGCUACGCCGUCACCCUUGACUCGCGGCCUCUCAAAACUCCGGGCGGAAACCCCAUGAUCAUCCCACCACAGAAGAGGCUCGUAGCUGCGCUGGUCGCGUCGGAAUGGGAGAACCAGGACACUGUGCUUAAGCCUCAUGCACUACCUAUGACGUCCAUAGUGUCAAGAGCUAUCGACGCCUUCCGCGAUGACGAAAACACGCGGAAUGAAGUACGCGCACAGUUGCUGAAGUACUUCGAGACGGAUACCAUCUUCUACCACGCGGACGAGCCAGCAGCUCUGGUAAAGCUCCAAGAGGAACACUGGAAUCCCAUCCUCGACUGGGCGAAAAAGACGUUCGGUGUUGACAUCGUAGUGUCAAACUCGCUCGUCGUUCCCUCUCAAUCUCCUGAAACCAUGAAGAAGUUUGAGGAUAUCCUCGCUCAGUUCUCCCCAUGGGAAAUGGCUGCCAUGGAACGUGCUACCUACAGCUCAAAAUCCUUCCUCAUCGGCCUGGCGCUUGUCAUGCGCCGGUUAGACGUCGACCAGGCAGCCCAGGCCGCACACGUCGAGGUGAACAGCCAAAUCGAGCUAUGGGGCGAGGUUGAAGACACCCACGAUGUAGACUAUCAUGAUAUGCGGCGUCAACUCGGUAGCGCAGCGUGUCUGCUUGCUGCAUACUGAGCAGCGCUCACUCCGCCAUCUACUAUACACUACAUCCUAAUCCACAGCCUUUCCGCUCUUCUCGGCCUAUCAGGGGUUCGUUCGCGCCCGCGAGACCGCCAUAUUCAUAUAUUGGGCGACUAUCAUGACACAACUAGUGCAACUACCAAGUUGCAUUCUAAUUGACAUCAGGUCGCAGUCCGUCCGACACCUUUUGAAAUAA
This is a messenger RNA of Trametes versicolor FP-101664 SS1, 1069 nucleotides long. Its product is annotated as ATP12-domain-containing protein. Bases 4 to 867 code for a protein of 287 amino acids. Gene Ontology annotation, biological process: mitochondrial proton-transporting ATP synthase complex assembly. The transcript has 7 exons. NCBI's taxonomy places the organism in Eukaryota, Fungi, Basidiomycota, Agaricomycetes, Polyporales, Polyporaceae. Gene Ontology annotation, cellular component: mitochondrion. The record is from RefSeq and is a predicted model, not a curated record.